AAUCGAGGUUAACCAUAAACAUCGUACAUAGCUAUGUUGGAUGUCUAAGCCAGUCCGUAUUUUUCUGUCUACACAUAACGAGGCUUAUCACAAUCACCGAGAUCUAGUUAAUCUAGAGCUAGACUAGUUCUAGAUAUAAGAAGGGUUCAAAAUCAAGAAUCAAGUACAAUUAGUAGAUCUAGUGUAGUCUUAACUCUAACUCUAAAUUUGAUUCAAGACAUUCAAGGAAUCAAGGCACACAGGGUUGCUGUAGAGGAUAUACACGAUGUAUCCACUACUCAGUGCCAUUGUGUUUCUUGCCAUCUCAGUGGAUUUUGGGGCCUCUGUUUAUAAUUCUGGCCUGAAGAAAGAUUAUUGUCAGUGGGGCUCUGAGUAUUGGUGCAGUUCAUCUAAGACUGCCUUGUUGUGUAAGAAGACUAGCUGGUGUACUGCCAAUGUUUGGUCACAUGAUGUUAUUGAGGACUUAAAGUGUACAGUCAGCCAGAAGUUGGUGGAGUUCUCUAAGACAUUGCUAGCUUCAACAGAUUCUGAUUCUAAAUCAGAGUAUGAUGUUGCUUUGAAGUUAGCGAAAGCUUGUUCGAAGUUCACUGAACCUAAUGAGCGGAAAGAGUGCAAAGCAAUAGUCACCAAUGAAGAGUCAUUGUUAAAACUUGUGCAGCUAGUAGAGUCACACUUGCCAAUAAAAACAAUUGCUUUUGCGAUAGGCACCUGCAAGAGAAACACACCACAGUCCAAUGAUGAGGUGAAACCAUGUACAAAAUGUGAAGAGAUUGUUACCAUAGCUCAGUCCUAUAUACAAAAGUUUUAUACACCUGAAAAACACAUUCUAGUCUUCCAGAAACCAUGUCAAAGUUUGGGUCCAGGCAAAACUGUGUGUUUGGCUUUAGCCGAGAACCAGUAUAAACAAUUUCAUGAUGGCCUUCUGAAUGCAAUACCUGCAAAUAUUUGUAAAAAUCAUAAAGCCUGUAUACCCCAGUCUAAUGAGCAUCUUGACAAAUGCUCAUCUUGUAAAGCAUUUGUCUCUGAUCUCAGAGCUGUAGAUAGAAAUCAGGAAGUUCAGGAUGUCAUUAGAAGUAUGGUCAAGUCUGUCUGUACUGAAUUGGGCCCAUUCCAACAAAUGUGUGAUGUGCUUGCUGACCAAGGAUUGCAGUUUGUCUUUGAGUUUCUGGCUACUGAAUUGGAUCCCACUAGUGUGUGUGAAAGUCUUGAGCUUUGUGCAGCAGUAGAUACCAGCAAUGAAAGACUUUCUAUAUUGCCGCAAACAAAGGAACUAAGACCCAGUGUGGCAACUAGUGUGCCUUGCAUUAUCUGCCAAUUAGUUCUGACAGAAGUUGAAAGUUUUCUUCAGCUAAACUCAACAGAGACAACUCUAGAGAAGUAUAUGGAUGAUGUGUGCAAUCGUCUCCCCCCCACAGUCAGUGAUGAGUGUGAUAGCUUUGUAGCUCAGUACGCCCCCAUGAUUGUCAGACUUAUUGAAAAAAAAAUCCAACCUGAUUCAAUGUGUUACAUUUUAACCUUGUGUAAAAACACUUCAGUUUCCACAGUGACACGCAAACUUGCAUCUAGCAGUCCUCCCAAUGAUGGACUCUGUGACUUGUGUAAAUAUGUUGUGACCUAUAUAGAUACAUUCUUAAAAGAAAAUGCCACGGAAAAUGAGAUAGAAGAAAUAUUAGACAAAGUUUGCCAGAUUUUACCACCAAGUCUCCUACAAAAUUGUACUGGUUUAGUUCAAAAAUAUGGUCCUCUCAUUGUUCAACUAUUACUUCAAGAACUGGAUCCAACCGCAGUGUGCACAGCUAUAGGACUCUGCACUGGAAACAAGGCAAGCCUAAAUCUGAUUUCAAAUGUAAAAACAAAGGUCAAAGGUGAAAUGUGUGACUUGUGUAAAUAUGUGCUGACAUAUGUUGAUUCAUUCUUGGGCGAAAAUGCUACAGAGGCUGAGAUAGAAUCCUUGCUGGAAGAAGCUUGUGCAAUUUUACCAAGUUCUGUAAUUCAAGAAUGUAACAAUUUUAUUGAAGAGUAUGGCCCCAUGAUUAUCCAACUUUUAAUUAAAGAACUAGAUCCCAGUCAAGUGUGUACAGCCAUUGGAUUCUGUGAUGGAAACAAAGUGAGCUUAAAAUCAAAAUCAACCCCAAGACCAAAGGUCACACGAGUCAAAGGUGAACUGUGUGACUUGUGUAAAUAUGUGCUGACAUAUGUAGAUACAUUCCUUGGAAAAAAUGCUACAGAGGGUGAGAUUGAGAAAUUGUUUGAGAAGGCGUGUACCUAUCUACCAAAGGACUACUUUCAAAAAUGUGAUUCUCUUGUUCAACAGUAUGGCCCUCUCAUAAUUCAAUUAUUAAUUCAAGAAGUUGAUCCAACUUUAGUGUGUACAGCUAUUAAACUCUGCACUGGAAAUAAUGCAAGCCCAAAUCUGAAUUCAAUUGUGAAGACAAAGAAAACAAAGGUCAAAGGUGAAUUGUGUGACCUGUGUAAAUAUGUGCUGACAUAUGUCGAUACAUUCUUGGGGGAAAAUGCCACAGAGGCGGAGAUAGAAUCCUUGCUGAAAAAAGCUUGUUCAUUUUUACCAAGCUCUGUGACUCAAGAAUGUGACAGUUUUAUUCAACAGUAUGGCCCCAUGAUUAUCCAACUUCUAAUUAAAGAACUAGACCCCAGUCAAGUGUGUACAGUCAUUGGAUUCUGUGCUGGAAAAAAAAUACCUGCUAAACCAUCCAGCAGUCCACCAAAAGAGGGUCUUUGUGACAUUUGCAAAUACAUUGUCACUUAUAUUGACAACUAUCUGGAAGAAAAUGCCACAGAGGCUGAGAUAGAAGUCAUGUUGGACAAAGUCUGUGAUGUUCUACCCAGUGCAUUUAAAGACGAAUGUGAAAGUAUUGUCAAACAGUAUGGCCCAAUUAUUAUUCAACUUAUUCUUAAAGAAUUAGACCCCACUCAAGUCUGUACUGUCAUAGGAUUGUGUACUGGGAACAAAGUCAAUUUGAAUGUGAAGCCUAAGGUGACAAAGGUCAGAGGUGAACUGUGUGACUUGUGUAAAUAUGUGUUGACAUAUGUUGAUACAUACCUUGGGGAAAAUGCUACAGAGGCUGAAAUAGAAUCCUUGCUGGAAGAAGCUUGUGCAAUUUUACCAAGUUCUCUGACUCAAGAAUGUAACAGUUUUAUUCAACAGUAUGGCCCCAUGAUUAUCCAACUUUUAAUUAAAGAACUAGAUCCCAGCCAAGUGUGCACAGCCAUUGGAUUCUGUUCUGGAAACAAAGUUCAUCAUCCAGUAGUUGCAGCCAAAAGAGCUCAAACAGUGAAAGUGUCUGGAGAAAGCUGUGCACUAUGUGAAUACAUAGCUCAAGAACUGGAUGCUUUUUUGGCCAAAAGCUCUACACAGACUGAAAUAGAAUCUGCUGUUUAUAAAGUGUGCACUUAUGUGCCCUUCAAAUUAAGAUCAGAAUGUGACCAGUUUAUCCAGAGCAAUGGUCCCCUCAUCAUGCAGCUCUUGUUGCAGGAAGUGCAGCCACAACAAUUGUGCACAGCCAUCAAAUUUUGUUCGGCUACAGUGAAAGAUCUGCAGCAACUUGUCAAAACUUCCAGUAACCCAAAGUGUGUGCUGUGUGAGUUCAUUAUGACUCAAUUGGACAAUAUACUGGCUCAGAACAAAUCAGAAGCUCAGAUUGAGGAGGCAUUAGAAAAAGUAUGCUCCUUCAUGCCUGAAACUCUAACUAAAGAAUGUAAUGACUUUGUGAAUACAUAUGGUCCACUUAUCAUACAGAUGUUGAUACAGAGACUGGAACCAGACCUAAUCUGUACUUACCUUAAGCUCUGUUCAUCUUUACCAAACCCUCAGCCAGUCCUAAAGAAAGUCCGAGGUCCAUCUUGUGCUAUCUGUGAGUUUGUUAUUGAGCAGCUGAAUAACAUCUUGGCAGAAAACAGCACAGCGGCUCAGAUUGAAUAUGCUCUAGAAAAAGUCUGUGAUUACCUCCCUUCUAGCCUGAAGGCAGAAUGUGAACAGUUUGUUCAAACCUAUGCACCAGACAUUGUCAAACUGUUGAUAAACAAAAUCAAGCCUGAACAAAUAUGUACAGCCCUGGGUCUCUGUUCAGGUGUCUUCAAAAACUCACUACCUACAAAGCUGACUGGCAGUUCCUGCGUGAUGUGUGAGUUUAUUAUGUCAGAACUGGAUACCAUGUUGGCUGAGAACAGCACUGAGGUUCAAAUUCAAGCAGCUUUACUUCAAGUUUGUCAUGUUUUACCUACAACACUAAAGCCUGAAUGUGACAGUAUCAUACAACAAUACACUCCCAUUAUUCUGGGAAUGCUGAUAAAAAAAAUGGAUCCCAAAACAGUUUGCAAGCUGAUGCAUCUUUGUGAUGGGAAGAGAAGAGUUAUCUCCCCACCAGUAUCUGUGCCAUCUGUCAAGAAAGGAGAACUCUGUCCUCUGUGUCUGUAUGUGUUCAAGGCUGUGGAUGACUUGCUGGAAGAAAAUGCUACAAAGGAGGAAGUAAUAGCAGCCCUGGACAAAGUCUGUGAUAUCCUGCCUGCUAGUAUCAAGGAUCAGUGUGAAAGUUUUGUUGGCUUGUACUUGCCUUACGUGGUGGACCUGAUUGUCCAAGACCUCACACCGGAACAAAUAUGUGAAAAACUAAAUCUCUGUGUAAACAAAACCAAGUCAGCUUCAAGAUUACAACAUGCUCAUGUGAGCGACAUGGCUGUCAAGAAAAAUGAACUAUGUGGAGUUUGUAUUUAUGUUUUUGAAGCUGUCUAUAACAUGCUCUCUAAGAACUCAUCAGAAGCUGAAAUAGAGGCUGCAUUGGAUAAGGUGUGUAACUAUCUUCCCAUGCUGAAAGACCAAUGUGAUCAAAUUAUAGCUCUAUACACUCCAUAUGUAGUGGACUUGAUAUUGAAAGAAUUAUCUCCACAGAUGAUUUGUAAUGAAUUUGGGUUGUGUACCAAUUCAACAGCUCAAGCUUUAGUUGAGGUAAAGAAGGAAUCUGUUAAGAGUGGUGAUGUGGAAUGUGCUAUCUGUGAACUGACAUUAAAAUAUCUGGAACAUUUUGUGGCCAAAAACGCAUCAGAAAAAGAAAUAGAAUCAGCCUUAGAUGUUGUCUGCAGUGUCCUACCAGCAACUGUUAGAAAAGAUUGUGUCAACUUUGUCUCCAGCUACAGUCCAACAUUAGUGUCCCUCUUGUCUCACUUCCCUCCAGAGCAAGUUUGUGCAUUGAUUAAAGCUUGUACAGCUCCACCUCAAGCAACUAAACCAAUUAAAGGUGGUCCAGAGUGUCCGCUUUGUGAGUUUAUCAUGCAACAGCUGGAGUUACUUUUACAGAAAAAUGCAUCAGAGGGACAAAUAGAAGCUGCCCUAGAUAAGGUCUGUUCAUUUCUGCCAGCUACAGUCAAACAACAAUGUGACAGUUAUGUUGUAGCCUACACUCCCAUCUUGAUAAACCUUUUGACCAAAAUGUCACCUGAUCAGAUCUGUAGCUAUCUCAAGUUUUGUACAAACAGUACCUCAAGUAAUGCAGGAGCUCAAGAGUUAAAAGGUGGUCCUGAAUGUCCUCUCUGUGAGUUUAUCAUGCAAAAACUGGAGACACUUAUUCAGCAAAAUGCUUCAGAGGCACAAAUAGAGGCUGCCCUUGAAAAAGUCUGUUCACUUCUGCCAGCUACAAUCAAACAACAAUGUGACAGUUAUGUUGUAGCCUACACUCCCAUCUUGAUAAACCUUUUGACUAAAAUGUCACCUGAUCAGAUCUGUAGCUAUCUCAAGUUUUGUACAAACAGUUCUAUCUCUUAUAAGGGAGCUCAAGAGUUAAAAGGUGGUCCUGAAUGUCCUCUCUGUGAGUUUAUCAUGCAGAAGUUGGAGACACUUGUACAGAAAAAUGCUUCAGAGCAACAAAUAGAAGCUGCCCUUGAAAAAGUCUGUUCACUUCUGCCAGCUACAAUCAAGCAAGAGUGUGACAGUUAUGUUGUAGCCUACACUCCCAUCUUGAUAAACCUUUUGACCAAAAUGUCACCUGAUCAGAUCUGUAGCUAUCUCAAGUUUUGUACAAACAGUUCUGUCUCUUAUAAGGGAGCUCAAGAGUUAAAAGGUGGUCCUGAAUGUCCGCUCUGUGAGUUUAUCAUGCAGAAGUUGGAGACACUUGUACAGAAAAAUGCUUCAGAGCAACAAAUAGAGGCUGCCCUUGAAAAAGUCUGUUCACUUCUGCCAGCUACAAUCAAACAACAAUGUGACAGUUAUGUUGUAGCCUACACUCCCAUCUUGAUAAACCUCUUGACCAAAAUGUCACCUGAUCAGAUCUGUAGCUAUCUCAAGUUUUGCACUAACAGCACCACUCCUAAUAAAGAACUCCAGCGAUUAAAGGGUGGUCCUGAAUGUCCUCUUUGUGAGUUUGUCAUGGAAAAGUUGGAGGAACUCAUACAGAAGAAUGCAUCAGAGCAACAAAUAGAGGCUGCCCUUGAUAAGGUCUGUUCACUUCUGCCAGCUACAGUUCAACAAGAAUGUGAUAAUUAUGUUAAAGACUACACUCCUGUCUUGAUAAAUCUCUUGACCAAAAUGUCUCCUGACCAGAUCUGUACCUAUCUCAAGUUUUGCACUAACAGUACCACUGCUUCUAAAGAACCACAGCAAUUAAAGGGUGGUCCUGAAUGUCCUCUUUGUGAGUUUGUCAUGGAAAAGUUGGAGGAACUCAUACAGAAGAAUGCAUCAGAGCAACAAAUAGAGGCUGCCCUUGAUAAGGUCUGUUCACUUCUGCCAACUACAGUUCAACAAGAAUGUGAUAAUUAUGUUAAAGACUACACUCCUGUCUUGAUAAAUCUUUUAACCAAAAUGUCACCUGACCAGAUUUGUACCUAUCUCAAGUUUUGCACUAACAGUAGCUCAACUUCUAAAGUAACAACAAGUGUGAAGUCAGUCAGCAGUGGUCCCUACUGUGUACUGUGUGAACUGAUAUUACACAAACUGGAUGGAUUUCUCUCUCAAAAUCUAACUCAGUCUGAAAUAGAGAAAGGCUUUGAUCUGGUCUGUUAUUUGUUACCUGGAAGCCUAAAAGAAGAAUGUGAAAGUUUUGUUGCACUGUAUGAACCUGUGAUCAUGAAACUGUUGCUGCAAGAAACAAGACCAAGACAAGUCUGCAUAGCUGCCGGAAUCUGCACAAACACUGGUAAUAAACCUGCAAGCAAUGCCUUAACAUUCAUGUCAGAGAAAGUCAGCUCUGAUCCACCAUUGUUUAUGCCUCACUGCAGUCUGUGUAAAUUUGCCUUGUAUGAUCUUCAGACAUCUUUUGUUGAUCCCUUCUGGCAGACAAAAUGGAGAGAUGUAGCUAAAAGCGUCUGCAAACUUCUAAGAUAUGACCAAGAUGACUGCACCUCUCUUAUAGACAACAAUUACGACACAGUGGUGACCGCAGUAGUUGCCUUUAGAUUCCCAAUAGAGUUUUGUCAGAAGAUUGAAUUGUGUGAAGUCCCUCCAUCCUUACUUUCCAAAUCCAAUCACAAAGAAUUGAGUUUGACAUUGAGAAAAGCUGAGACACAGACCAUACCAUCAGAUUUACAGUAUUGCAAUGAUUGUAAAUUUGCAUUAUUUGCACUGCAAAAUUCUCUGAGUGAUCCAUUCUGGCAGGUGAAAUUCAGAGCUAGCGUGGACACCUUAUGUACUUACCUCAAAACUGGCCAGGAUAUUUGCCAUCAAAUAGUUGGAGAUAACAUUGACAAUCUAAUAAGUCAGAUUACAGCCUAUGAGUUCCCUAUUGAGUUUUGUCAGAAACUAGAUUUCUGUGAAUCUCCACCUCCAGUGUUAAGAUCAAACAGUGCUGAAUGUGGUGUGUGCAAAGUUUUAGUUCAACUUCUAGAUGUUCUCUUGCAAGCCAAUUCAACACUGACUGAAGUGGAGAAAGUUUUGAAUGCUGCCUGUGAUUCUCUUAUUCCUGUUAAAGACAGAGCUCAGUGUGAGGCUAUUGUGAGAAACUAUACGCCAGCCUUAAUGCAACUCAUUUCCCAGUUAGAUGAUCCUACAAAAGUUUGUCAGGCAACAAAACUGUGUCCUAAAUCUGAAACUUUGCUUCUCAAGAAGAUGAUUGGAAAUUAAAAUGACCAGAUAAUUAUAACUAUGUUACAACAAAUUGUUACUCAUGAUCUAUAUUUUUAACUCAUCAAAAAAUUUUGUUCCGAUUUUCACAUAAGUCAAGCCUUUAAUUUUUUUUUUUUUGUAACCUCUUUGGUAGGUUGAUAGUUUUAGUAUUUAUUCUUCUCUUGAAAUUGACACUGUCAUGUUUCACCUUAUUGAUGGUUUGACAAACAGAAAAUGUCUCAGUGCAUUACAUCUCAAGAUGACUUCUUUUUGUUGGCUUGACAGCAAAACAAAACAGUCUUUCUACAUUAUUAUUUCUCUGUAUUUAUUGUCAUAACUAAUGUGAACAAAAUGAAUGUAAGUAUUUAAGAAGUUCGAUGCUUUGAUUAAAAAGGAUUUUCUUCAAUGCUAUUAAAUGAACAUUCCAAGAGUUAUACUAAUGGAGCAGAAAUGUGCAUUUGUUUAUAACCUAGUUACUUGGCGGAAGAGAUCCUUAGCUAGAGCUAGAAUAUAAGAAUUUAAACUUUAAUCAGUUGUACACUUUAAAUAUAUUAGAGAGUUCUUUUUUUAAAUUCUUAUAAAGAAUGACAUUAUGAUCAGGUUGUAUAUGUACUGCUUAGAACCAUUGCAAUAAACAAUUUAGCUUGUUGAGAUUACUCUAUAUAUAUUGUAGAUAUAAGAUUAUAUAUAGAUGAGUACAGAUCUAGAGAAUGGUGAUGCAGUUUUUUGCUUUUUCUACCCUAUAUAAGAAUGUUUGGAUUGUUUCAGUAAAUUUGGAAUUGUGAAAUGAGUUGUGCCAAACAGUGUGUAAUGUUUGUUAAGAUUCUAGUGUAAUCAACUACUCUAUAUUUUAGUGCCAUUUGUUCAAGACAUGACUGCAGCUUGCUGUGUCUGGUACAUCUGAACUUUAGAUUUGAUUGAAUUCAUGUUUUUGAUUGAAUAAAAUGUACAAAAUCUA
Messenger RNA from Biomphalaria glabrata, 9005 nucleotides. RefSeq lists its product as uncharacterized. Gene Ontology annotation, biological process: sphingolipid metabolic process. Gene Ontology annotation, cellular component: lysosome. Bases 266 to 8065 code for a protein of 2599 amino acids. Lineage: Eukaryota; Metazoa; Mollusca; Gastropoda; Planorbidae. The transcript is spliced from 64 exons. The record is from RefSeq and is a predicted model, not a curated record.